AAAUACAUAUAAAUGAGACAAUAAGCAAGUUGUUACUCAUAAUUAACGUAUUUUUCUUCAAAUAAUGCUCACCUACCCCUUCUUUUUAUUUCCAUAAAUGUUUUGUUGAGGAGUUCAAGUCGGCAUUUUCUUUGUGUCAUCAAGCCAUGUUCAGAGCUUUGAGCACCCGCAGAAGCAGCAGCAGCUAUGAGCGAUUAACUGAUGAGUCAGCAGUUAGUUCUUUUGAGUGGAAGUUGAAGAGGGUCACAAGCUUACCAGCUCGAGUAUUCGGUUCAUCGUCGAAGAAACUAUCCCCGGAAUCCACGUCCACACUUGAUUCUCAGGCGAAGAGCACAAAGAAGAAGGUUAACAAGAAGAGUCAUCCAAUCUUUAGUCUCUCUGACAGUUCUUCUUCUGGUAAGAAGAAAGUAACUUCUAAGCCAGAAUUCGCCAGGUACAUGGAGUAUUUGAAGGAAGGGGGGAUGUGGGAUGUGAAUACUGAUAUGCCUGUUAUUUACUUCAAGUGAAGAAGCUUUGUGUAUUAAUUAAUUAAUUAAUUAAUUACAGAGAAAUAAUGAGGUUUUUCUUAGCUUUCAA
This is a messenger RNA of Tripterygium wilfordii, 576 nucleotides long. RefSeq lists its product as uncharacterized. Lineage: Eukaryota; Viridiplantae; Streptophyta; Magnoliopsida; Celastrales; Celastraceae. The coding region runs from base 147 to 506 and encodes 119 amino acids. The record is from RefSeq and is a predicted model, not a curated record. The transcript has a single exon.